CAAUGACUGGAAACCCGUCAUCCAAACACCUGGGCGGAGCCGUUUCACUCCGCAUGGUGCGGAAGUGAAACCGAGACCUGUGUGUGUGUGUUUGUGUCUGUGAGGCUCUGUUGGAGUAGCCUGUUGUACCAGAGAAGACAGCGCUGAGUGGAUUUUGGAGUUGAACAGUAGAUCGUUACAGGAGGAGAUCUUCGCGGUGAACAUGGCGGGCGCUGAGGUGUACAACAGCACUACGGUGGAGGCCCGGGCGGUGAAGACUUUUUUGGUCCCCUACAACCUCCUGAGCGUCCAGAGAUUCGUCGUCAAAGUUGCGGAAGUGCUGCUGUCGUUCCUGGCCUUCGUGGUGGAGGAGGUGGUGAAAAGCUGUCUGAACUGCGGGCCGCUCUACUUCUUUGAGUUCAUCAGCUGCACGGCCUUCCUCUUCACCCUGCUCCUCCUCAUCCUCCUGGCCACCAAGCUCAACGGCAUGGUGGGCAUCACCUGCUGGCCCGCGCUGGACUUCUACUACACGGCCGCCAUCGCUCUCCUCUUCCUCCUGGCCUCCAUCGUCUUCGCUGCUGACAACGGCGGGACGUCCCUGGAGUACGCCUCUGUGGUGAGAACCUCCUCAGGCUCCGAGGGACAGCCCACCACCAGGCCUUUGGGUUCCUGGCCACCGUGGCCUUCCUGCUGGACCUCUUCCUGUUCUGGAGGGUCUCUGGUUUUCCCUGGAAGUCCAAGGAGACUGCGGUCGCCGGCAGCCCCACGCAGGCAGCUGCUGAGGUUGAGGCCCUCAACGCUCAGCCCAACUGAUUGGCCCCGGGGGGCCGGAGGGGAGGGGCUCUACACUAGUUACCAGGAAAUGACCCUCUAUAACCUCCCAUCGGCCCUGUCUGAGCUGGGUCAGCCACGCCUUCCCCUGGUCCCCGUCCCGCUGUCCUCUAUCUAGGGGUCCAUCAUGUCCCUGAGGUCACUGUCAUACUGACAACAACCCCCCCCCCCCACUUCUGGUCGGCCUGAUGUAUACUGUGUGUUGUAUGGAUGGAGAUAUUUUCUUUUCCCCAGAGGACAAAAGAAACUCUCAGUUGUUACAAAUCAACCGGACCUCGUUCAGACCGCUCUGUGCCUUUUGGGCCGUUAGUGAAAUCUCAAUGUACAAUAUAUAUAAACCACAUAACCAUAGAUCCUGCCAGCAAGUCUUCUUGAAGCCAUGAUUUAUUGGGCUGCAUUUACUUUAGCAUGAAGUCAUGACUUUAACAGAUCCUGCUAUCUAAUGGCACUUCCUGAGAUUUAAGAAAUCACUAAAAGGAGGAACGCAAUGUUUCAACGCUGUAGAACCGAAUCUCCAGACUCGGAACCAAGUCCGUCUGCGUUCUUUUACCCGCAGCCUGAAGGUUUAGGUCUAUUGAGCUGGAUAAGAGCGCAUUAGUGGCUGCGUUUUCCCUAACUACCUUAAAAACACGUUCUACGUGUGCUUUGCCCAGACAAUCAUCUUCUCCAGCCUGUUUGUAAUUCCCACGAUGCAUUGCUGUCACGUGUCUAGUAAUUGUCCCAUGCCUGGCUGACCCUCCUGCGAUGAGUUUGCUGGGUGUGCUGUUUCCCUUGGAGAGACGCCAGCAUGAAACUACAACGUUGUCUUAAGUACACAGAUCCUCACCUACAUUCUACUGCUCAUCUGUCCGCUCUUACGGUGUCUUCUCAUGCCUCCUUCUCCAACAACUCCACCACUAUAACCCUCGCCGUGUGGAAACCCCCUGGGUUCCCUCUUCACCAUCAGAUCAGAAUCACUUUUAUUUCAGCCAUAUGUUGUCUGUCGCCACAGCGGGGCUCACUGUGGGGAAGAGAGUCUGGGCCUUGGUUACCAUGUGCUUGUGUUUCAUGAAGGAUGUGAUUUUUGUGUUAAACGUCGAGUCGGGAUGUUGCUAGAUGUUAUUAUUUACGAUUUAUAUUUUGGCCUGACCAGUCAUUACAAUCUAUUGUAGGGAUCGAGAUGCAUCGCUUUUUUAAACGGACUAAAAUCGUAUUCUCUGCCACUAGUUUUAUUUUCUCUUGGUUGACCUCUAGGGGAAGAGACGGAGCACGCAUGCUCUGGUUUGAAACGUACAGAAAUAGGAAAUGUUUUUUGGUCUUUACAACUUCCAUGGCUUGGUUUCCCAAGUAUUGUAUUUCAAAUGUAAAUUUUAUGAAGUCUGUGUAAGAGUCUACAAAUAGCAAUAGUUUUAGGUAAGCGUAAUUAACAUAAUUGCCAAUGUAGCUUUGAUAUUAAUGAGAAAAAUGUGUCACUAUCAUUACUAUUUUAAUAUUUUUUAUACACCGGAAUAUUCUUGCGCAUAAUAAACACACUUAAAAUAA
Molecule: messenger RNA, 2331 nt
Organism: Gadus morhua (Atlantic cod)
Lineage: Eukaryota; Metazoa; Chordata; Actinopteri; Gadiformes; Gadidae
Gene: cmtm6
Product: CKLF-like MARVEL transmembrane domain containing 6
Exons: 5
Coding region: 203-928 (241 amino acids)
Cellular component (GO): membrane
Source: RefSeq, a predicted model, not a curated record